Molecule: messenger RNA, 1735 nt
Organism: Cydia pomonella (codling moth)
Lineage: Eukaryota; Metazoa; Arthropoda; Insecta; Lepidoptera; Tortricidae
Exons: 4
Coding region: 38-1345 (435 amino acids)
Source: RefSeq, a predicted model, not a curated record
GGGUUAAGAUAGAUCUGGCGCCAGUUACGGGCAAAAUAUGGGGCGUUCUACGGCUUUGGGUAUAUUAGCUCUAAUAGCGGCAACAUAUGCACUACCAACCCCGCAACCCCAAUGCCCGUGCGAGGCGUCACAGCAACCACCAUGCCCGUGCAAUUCUUGCCCGUCCCGGCCUAGCCCGUACGAUCCCACCCCGUCGCCUUGCCCAUACGAUCCUUCUCCGUCACCUUGCCCGUAUGACCCGGGCAACCCGUUCAACCCGGGCAACCCGUCACCUUGCCCGUACUCGGGAAACCCGUCACCUUGCCCGUAUAACCCGAGCAAUCCAUUCAACCCGGGCAACCCGUUCAACCCGGGUUAUCUGUAUAACCAAAACGGGCCUACCUACCCACUGUGGAGCGGACCUAUACCCACUAGGUGUGGUGAUGGACCCAUAAAGGUGACAAGUCCCCGCAGCGAGCUGCCUGGUUCACUACAGUCUGCGGGAUUCAGGGCCAUGAGGGUUCCAGGAGGCACGUUCUUUGUGAAGGCAUCACCUAAUGUGAUAAUCCAGCUGCCGCCUAUCCUCGUGCAACCGUCACAGUUGAGCCCAAUCCAGCCACCACCGAUCGUAGUCAGACCACCACGCCAGCCCCCCGUCACCCCACCACCAGUGCUCGUUCGACCACCACGGCUACCACCAAUCACCCCUCCGCCAAUCACUGUGAGACCACCGCAGCCACCGCCAAUAUCCCCCCCACCUAUUGUAGUUCGACCACCCAGACCUGCACCAAUACAACCAGAAUCCAUCAGGGUGAAUCCACCACAGCUUCCUGAUAUUUGUCCACCACCAUUUGUUAUUAGAGUACCGCGACUACCGACGCUUCAGCCUCCUCAAAUCAGUGUACCGAUCAGUGGUUUUAGAAAUAACCCGUGUAACCGUUUUAUCCCGUUUAGCCCAUGCGAUGGUUUACCUUUAAGCCCUUUCCCAUGCAACCCGAGCAAUCCGUGCAACCCAUGCAACCCUUGUAACCCAUUAAGCCCAAGCAACCCGUGCAAUCCAUGCCCAAGUCCAUGUGACCCAAGCAACCCAUGCCCGAGUCCGUGUAACCCUUGCAAUCCAUACCCGAGUCCAUGCGACCCGGGCAAUCUAUACCCGAGUCCGUGCGACCCGUGCAACCCAUGUCCGAGCCCGUGCGACCCGGUUAACCCAUGUCCGAGCCCAUGCGACCCGGGCAACCCUUGUCCGAGCCCAUGCGACCCGGGCAAUCCAUGUCCGAGCCCGUGCGAUCCGAGCGAUCCAUGCCCGAGCCCAUGCGACCCUCCAUGUGGUCCGUGCGAUCCGUGCCCAUGCCCCCCAUUAUAUUAAAACGCCAAAUUAUAUCCAUUUUUUAAUUACAUUGAAAUUAUAGCUUAGUAAUCUGUUCAAUGUCAAAGAUAUUCGAGAAUACAUAUGUAAUGAAAUUAAUUACUCUUAAGUACUUUAAAUGUCGACAGGUCACAACCAAACCUCACUAAUUGUAAAAAAAUAAUUAAACUAUUAUCAAUUUAAUGUUAUUACUAGUACGGUUCAAAAUUACCCUGAAAUUGUGAUAGGUACGUAGUAAAGAGCGAUUAUUUGUUGUCACGUGGGCUAAGGUGGACGACUCUUAUAUCAUUUGUCACUAUGCCUGACACCUUCGUACAAGUAUUAUAAGUGCGAAAGUGACGCGUGACAUGACAGGUGAUAAAAAUGCGACCAUCAUACCGCUGCUAGCGA